Molecule: messenger RNA, 980 nt
Organism: Carassius carassius (crucian carp)
Lineage: Eukaryota; Metazoa; Chordata; Actinopteri; Cypriniformes; Cyprinidae
Gene: bud23
Product: BUD23 rRNA methyltransferase and ribosome maturation factor
Exons: 12
Coding region: 126-974 (282 amino acids)
Biological process (GO): rRNA (guanine-N7)-methylation
Cellular component (GO): nucleolus
Molecular function (GO): rRNA (guanine) methyltransferase activity
Source: RefSeq, a predicted model, not a curated record
GAGCCUCUGAGCGUCGCAUGUGGGUGACGUCAUCAGCGCGGGCCACGCUCCUUCCUCCAUGUGUUUCUCUUCGUUGUUGUGAUCUGCAGUAACCGGUCGCAGGUUAAUUUUGGGUGAAUAUCAUCAUGUCUUCGAGCUGUCGCAGACCCGAGCACAUGGCCCCUCCAGAGGUGUUCUACAAUGAACAAGAGGCCAAAAAAUACUCCCAAAACUCUCGGAUGAUCGAGAUCCAGACGCAGAUGUCCGAGCGGGCCGUGGAGCUGCUCAGUCUGCCCGAGGAUCAGCCCUGUUACCUGCUGGAUGUGGGCUGCGGCUCUGGACUCAGUGGAGACUAUCUGUCUGAAGCUGGCCACUAUUGGGUCGGUGUGGACAUCAGCACAGCCAUGCUGGAUGUGGCCCUGCAGCGGGCCGUGGAGGGAGAUCUCCUGCUGGGGGACAUGGGCGAGGGCUUGCCCUUCAGGCCGGGGAUGUUCGACGGCUGUAUAAGUAUUUCAGCGCUGCAGUGGUUGUGUAACGCAGAUAAGAAAACACACAGUCCUCCGAAGAGACUCUACCGCUUCUUCAGCACGCUGUACUCGUCACUGGCCAGAGGAGCACGUGCUGUGUUCCAGGUAUACCCUGAAAACUCAGAGCAGCUGGAGCUGAUCACGGCUCAGGCCAUGAAAGCUGGGUUCACCGGCGGGAUGGUCGUCGACUUUCCCAACAGCAGCAAGGCCAAAAAAUUUUUCCUGUGUUUGUUUGCUGGUGUAUCAGGAGUCUUACCCAAGGGUUUGGGUUCAGAGUCGGCUGACAGAGCUGUAUCAACUCAGGCUCAGUUCACAGCACAGAGGUCCCGUUUCAAACACAUGAAAGGAAAGUCUGUGAAGAAGAGUAAGGACUGGAUCAUGGAAAAGAAGGAAAGACGCCGGCGCCAGGGGAAGGAAGUAAGGGCCGACACGAAGUACACGGCUCGUCACAGGAAACCUCGCUUCUGAUCCCUC